GGCAAGAAUUUAUCCAGACCCCAGUAGCACGGACCCGGAAGAGUAAAAAAUAUCUAGAGAUGUAUCCCGAAUGAAUGCUAGUUCACAAUGGUGUGUUGAGCUUCUUGUACGAUCAACACAUCAACAGAGAGUAGCCGCUUCGAGUUCGUUGACAACUCGUCGCCUGCUAGAACGAUGCGGAUCGUAGCGUUGUAUUUGCUGGUUGCGACGGGGUGCAUACUGCGUGGUGUUUCAUCCUGCCAGGUAUUGUACAGCCGAUUGGGAAGCGCGGACAGCGAAAGCUUGCCGGACUGCGGCCUCUCAGCGAACAAUCCAUGUUCAACUAUUGCUCAAGCCCUGCAUGUCGCUAGAGCCACGGAGACCGCCUUUGGAUGCUGGGAGGUUCGGUUACUCGCUCCAUCAUCAGGGUACUACGGUUCACAAAUCGCCUGUGAACGUUUGUCCUGGGUAGAGAAUGUCACAGUGAAUGCAGAGGCUGCAGGAAUGCUGCCACUGCAGAACACAACAUGCUCCACAGCACAGCCACAAGUGCCUUGGCUUAGCAUAGUGAACAGCACGAAUGUAGAGGUUCAGUUCCUGGAUGUGCAGCUGGCUGGCUUCUACGGGUGGAGCGCUGUUUCGAUCGAGAUGUCUUACAACGUUUCCAUUGUGCACUCUCACUUCAAAAAUCCCCACCUCAAUACAACUGUCAUUUAUUGCAUGAACAGUAUAAUGGUUCAGGUCCUCGGCUGCUUCUUUCAGGGCGAGAAGAUCAAGAACCCGUUCACGGAAGGUGAAUUCGCCCUGCAAGAAACCAUUCCGCUGUACCGGCUUGCGGCAAUCGAAAGUAACAGGACGUGUGCCUUGGACUGUGCGUGUAGUGCUUCCAGAAAUGAGUUCGGCAAGGACUGUUGCUCCGGUCCUGCCGAGCUGUACGAGUGCGAGGACAGAACUAGCCUGAGUAUCGAGGAUAGCAGCUUCAGCGGACUGGGCAUAGAGCCGAUUCGCGGUGCGUACGUCAGUAGCCGUCCCUACGAGGAUGCAUCGGCCAUCAACAUGGCGGUGCUUGAAUCCACCGGAUUCCGAGGUUCCAUCAAGAAUUGCACGUUCUCCAACAACACAUCUCCGUUUGACUCCGUUGUGCUGCUAUUCUCGGCCGGGAGGAGCAUUGACACACAGUUUCUCAUUGCAGACAGUACGUUCAGCAACGGUUGGGGCUACGCCGGCGGUGGUAUAUACAAGUACACGCUGCCUGGAUCAUUGAACACCUCGCUGACCGUGUCCAGGUGCAGCUUUGUCAAUAACACGGCUUACGUGCAAGGCGGCGCCAUAGCUUUCUCCGAGAAUAGCCGUGCCACUGGCCGGUCACAACACCUGAAUGAAGGUUACAAUGCGGCUGACCUGCAGCACAAAGUGUAUAUCGAUGAUUGCUCCUUCAGCAAUAACAAAGCUGCAGCCGUGGCAAAGAUUGCGGCCGGAGGCUGUAUAGCAGCGUCGUCCACGCAAGAGAAAACAGCAGUCGUGAACAUCAUAGAGUUGCCUCAGGUGAGGAUAAGGAACAGCAAAAUGCUCAAUAGCACGGCCCAGUUUGGAUCGACGAUCUAUGCAAGUCACGUUCACUUCGAUGUGGCUAACAUGCUAGUGCAAUGGUCCACGGGCGACUCUGCUGUUGCCAUGUCGGGGUCAUGUAUGACAGUCGGAGAAAACAUCACGUUUCUGGAGAACCAGGCAACGAACAAGGGUGGUGGCAUCGCGCUUCACGAAGAAAGUUUGCUUUUUAUUGGAGAGAACUCUAGUAUGUACUUCUUCAACAAUAGUGCAGCGGGGUAUGGUGGUGCCAUAUAUGCUGAUGAGUCAUCCUCGACUGUGAGUAUUGAUGAACUACUGGAGUUCAAGUCCACUGUCGGCCUGCGAAAGCUGUGCUUCAUCCACGCCGACAGCAAUUCCUCGGUUUCCUUCACCAAACCUUCGGCACAGAGCGAUAACACCACCUUCACGUUUGCAGGCAAUCGUGCCGCAUUUGGCCAGUCACUGUAUGCCAACAGCUACACCGCUUGCAUACGAGAUCAACCGGAGCUCGUCACUGCCAUAAAGGAUGCGGCUGACAGCAUUUCGAAACCGUCCGAGGUGAUGUCGGGUGCGGUGUGGCUCUACUUUGUUGCGGCCGGGUGCGGCUGUGUCAAGCCGAACCCGUUCAACACAUCGCAGUACUGGGUGUAUCUUCGUACCUGCAAGAGCUCGACGAUUUACAACGACUCCCGCAUAAGUAGCAUGUACAUCCAGGAAGGCUACCCGGAACUGUACGGGACAUACGUCAAUACCAUGAAAGCGUACUUUGAAUCCGCCCAGGAGUUGAGUGGCCUUGACCAAGCUCUUGCCAGUAAUGUCUUCAUCACACCGUGGGCCAUAACAACUUAUGAAUGGUUUUUCCCCAGAAAAUACGGUGCACAGGCAACUUUGGAGGACAGCACACCGACGUCUGAAUCGUUGCAAACAUACGUCAGUGAGAUUUCUCUCUACCCAGCCCCCGGCGAGAUGUUCCCUCUGAGCCUCAAAGCUGCCGAUGUCUUCCUUCAGGAGAAGCGUGUCCUGGUUCGUUUAGAGGUGGAUACUGGGCCAGUCUUGCUCAUAGGAAACGGUCGAAUCAAUGAGCAAACAGAAGUCCUCAUGUACUGCUCCAUGACUCCCAUCAUCAUUGGGCUGGCUGGCAAACCUGGGCAAACGGGCACGUUGAAAGCCACCGUCGAAGGACAGAUCACAGCAGCGUCGCUGAUGCUGAUCAUCCCGUUCCGCCUGCGGCCAUGCCAUUUCGGCUUCACUCAGCCGUAUUUCAUGACACACAGCACAGAAAAGGAGAUGGACGACUACGUUCGCUCCUUCACUGGGGUGUAUCAAAAGCUUGUCGAGCCGGGAUCGACUGCCAACAACCUCAUCUGCCAAUGUCCAUCUGAAAGUAAAGGCGUAAAAUCCUGCUCCAAUGGCACGGACAUCACUGUGGACUGGGCUUACUGGGCCGGAGAUAGCAACGCCACAAAAUUCUACCGGGCUCCAGAGAAGCAAUUCAUCACGGACUUGCAGGCUUUUGAGGACACGGAGAGAAGCAAAAAGCUGCUAAUAGCUCCAUGCUGCUGUGGAUUCUGCACUGACCAUAAGCAACAGCCAUGGCAAAUCAUGAAGGACACUCCAUGCAAAGAUAGUCGCAAGGGACCUAUCUGUGGCCAAUGCUCCGGAAACAAUGCCUUCUCUCUAGGAUGGAGUGUGGUUUGCAUGGAGUGCGAAGGAGCAGCCAAGAUUUUGGGAAGACUGCAUCCGUUUCUGAUCUUCCUGAUAACCGGUGCCUAUCUCUUGGUGUUCUCCUAUUUUGAUAUGGGCACGUCAGCUGUGUUUGAGUCCUGGGUCAGUUAUGAGCAGUUCCUGCUGUUCAUUGUCAGACGUGAUCUACAUCUCUUCAGCAUAACUAAAAUUGACAUUGGUAGCUGCUUGAACAGCCAAGCAACUGUCAUGGCCGGCAUCUCGUUUCAAUACUUUGAUUUUGUCAUGUUCCUCGUCUGGGUCGCACUGGUCUACUACGCGAGCAAGCUGGUUGUGGUGCGCCGCUUCAUCAUCGACAACUCACUCGUGAUCGGUCUCUGGGCUCUGCUGAGCUUCACGUAUGUGUCGUUGCUCUAUCCAUCGUUCACCUUACUGGCCUGCCAUGAAUUUAACGGAGAUUAUGUGCUGUAUUCGGACGCAUCCGUAAAAUGCUUUGGCCACGAGCAUUGGCCGUGGGGCUUGAUGGCGUUAUGUGCUCUAGUGUUCAUUGCCAUGCCUUUGCCGUUGUUGCUGCUGACAAUGCGCUCAAACCCACGCAUCAAGCCGCUGUUUGACGUCUACUUGAGCUACGUCAAGGAUGACAAGACCUGGUACAUAGCGUAUGGCCUGGGCCGGCGCAUUCUGCUCUGUCUCGUCUCGGUGAACCUGGCCGAAGCCAACACGCGCCAAGCGGCCCUUGCCCUGAUCAUGCAAGUGUAUCUCUUCGCUCAUUUCCUGAUAAUGCCGUACCGUAAGCUCAAGGACAACGUGUGGGAAGCAGUCUUCCUCAGCUGUGCAUGCAUCUUUGCCAUGCUCAAUGUCAUCAGUGUGCUGGACGAUAACAUUGUUCAGCAGUUAAUGAUGGCAACGUACGUCAUUCCCGCUGCCAGCGCUUUGCUGAGCGGAAUUAUCAAGAAAUGGAGAAAGUUUGUGACAUUGGUUGAAUUCCUGAUCACACUACUGAUAUCACCAUUCAUUAUCACAUACUGCUAUGUCAAGGGCUAUAAGCUCAGGAGGUUCCGCUUCGAGGAUCUAAAACCGGUCAAAGGCGAGAACAGCGAUAACGAAGAGCCUAUGCUGCCCAGCGAAAAGGAAAGAAACAAAGAAGUGGAGAGGGCAAAAGAACACUAUGACCUCAGAGACGAAUUUCUCCUGGAUAUUUUCCGCAACAACUGAACUUCGAAUGGCAAUCUACCAUGUAAUGGCUUUUAUUGGAGUUUUCCCCCCUCAUAAUUAUAUUAUAAUAGCUAUUGAAGUAGUAUUCUAGAAUCACUUGAGCUACAAAUAGAACUAGGUACUAUUCACUCAUUUGUUUGUUGACUGAUAUGAUAUCCUUCUUGAAGUACAGAUUGUAUUUCCUACAGACUAUAGACUAUAGACUAUAGUGUUUGUCUGUGAUUUUGAGCAUUUUAGAUUUUUAGUUCUAUGCCCAAUACUACAUGCACUGUAUGCAAGUGCCGGGGGUAUCAAGAGACUCGGCACGCCGUACAUAGACGAAGUGUAUACUUGUACUUGGUUACGGCGUACAUCUACAUCCAGUGUACACGA
This is a messenger RNA of Sycon ciliatum, 4818 nucleotides long. RefSeq lists its product as uncharacterized. Lineage: Eukaryota; Metazoa; Porifera; Calcarea; Leucosolenida; Sycettidae. The transcript has 11 exons. The record is from RefSeq and is a predicted model, not a curated record. The coding region runs from base 175 to 4446 and encodes 1423 amino acids.